GAGCGGAGCCAGAACAAAAUGUGUCCCCGACUACAACAGGCUUAUUUGCGCCCUGACGCCUGUCCUGAUCGUCCAGCAGCAGCAGCAGCGUGUAGAUGGACUUAAAGCGCUUUCCUCUGCUGUCUGCGCUGCGUCACUGGCUGCACUCGGUCUGACGGGAUGGAUGGAAUCUUCUCCCGGGCUGCUGUCCUGUCACUUCUCUUAUUAUCCUCGCAGGUCGCCGCUUCUCUGCAGCCUGUCGACCUUUUGUACGACAGCGCGGUGCAGGCGUUUUACAACGGCGACUAUGAAAGCGUAGUGCGCCACAUGGAGGGCGCGCUCUCCAGUUACGCGCAGGUCCGGCGCGCCAAAGUGCGCUGCCGGCUGAUGUGCAGCGAUCAGCAUGUGUUUGAGGAAACCUUCUCAGAUCUCGGCUUCUUCGACGUGGUUCUCCGCAGGGCCGCGUGCACGAACAAAUGCAUCGAGGAGAAAGUGGGCACACAGUCCUUGCACAAGGUGAGCGAGGACGUCGUGCAGGACUUCAACAGGCGGAUCCCCUACAACUAUCUGCAGAUGGCCUAUCACAAGUUGAAGCAGCCUGACAAGGCGGCAGCAGCUGCUCACACCUAUUUUCAGGCCAAUCCGGAGCACGUAGAGAUGGGCCAGAAUCUGGAGCAAUACAAAAACAUGCAGGGAGUCCAGGAGGAACAUUUUGUGGACCGUGAAGCCCGGCCUCACCAGCAGUCAUUUACAGCAGCGGUGAAAUUGUAUGACAGAGGUGACUAUGAGGGCGCCAUUGCUUUGUUCGAGGAUGCUCUGGUGGAUUACUAUAAGGCAGAUGUAGAGUGCCGUGCCAUGUGCCAAGGGCCACAAAGGUUUGAGGGCCAUGACCAUAUCCGCUACCGUUACAGCCUCUACGAGCUUGUAUCAGAUCACGUCACUCAAGUGCUGCACUGUGAACACGAGUGUGUUCGAGACCUGGCCACCCGGCCGGGUCGCCUCUCGCCCAUGGAAAACUACCUGCCCCUGCACUAUGACUACCUUCAGUUCGCCUACUUCCAGGUGAACAGGCUGGGUGAGGCGUUGCAGUGUGCUUUGACUUACCUUUUAUUCCACGAGGGAGAAGAGUUCAUGAUGGACAACGUGGAUUACUACAGGGAGGAGCUUGGACACGACAGCGAGCCACGAGAGGAGACUGAACGGUACCUGCAGAGGCACAAACAGGAACUGGAGCUGCUCCUGAUUGGAAGUCAAACCAUGGGUGUAGAAUUUACUGAAGGCAAUUACUGGAGUAGCACGGGUGGACGAGAAGACUCAAACAGGAUUCCCUCUGGUACAAACGGCUGGAUGGAGUAUGUUCCCAUCUCGGAUAAGAAGAAUGUGAUUGCAUCUGCUCCACUGCUUCACAAAGAAGGUGGGCCGUUGUUGUUUGAGCGUGUGCAGCUGGUGCAGAACUCCGUGGCCUUGAAUGGAACCCAGAGGGUGCUGCUGGAUGAUGUCAUAAGCGAGGAGGAGUGUUCGAAGCUCAGACACCUGGCCCGCACUGUCACUAUGGCAGGAGACGGCUACAAAGGGAGAACGUCUCCGCACACGCCCAAUGAGAAGUUUGAAGGAGCCACAGUGUUGAAAACCCUGCAGUAUGGCUACGAAGGCAGAGUGCCAAUGAGCAGCGCCAGACUCUUUUAUGAUGUCAGUGAGAGAGCAAGACAGAUUAUUGAGUCCUACUUCCUGCUCAACUCCACCCUGCACUUCUCCUUCACACACCUCGUGUGCCGAUCGGCCGUCACAGGCCAACAAGACCACAGAAAUGACCUGAGCCAUCCCAUCCAUGCUGAUAACUGUCUGCUGGAUCCUGAGGCGAAUGAGUGCUGGAAAGAACCGCCAGCGUACACAUAUAGAGACUACAGUGCACUGCUAUACCUAAAUGGAGAUUUUGAGGGUGGGGAGUUCAUAUUCACAGAAAUGGAUGCAAAAACAAUUACGGCAUCAGUGAAGCCAAAGUGUGGCAGGAUGGUGGGUUUCUCAUCAGGAGGGGAGAAUCCACACGGUGUGAAGGCCGUCACCACGGGGCAGCGGUGUGCUGUGGCUUUGUGGUUUACCCUGGACCCCCUCUACAGAGAACUGGAGAGACUGCAGGCAGAUGAGGUAAUCCAGGCGUUGGACACACAGUCUGUGUGGAAUCAAGGCCUCGACAUCAACCCUAAAGAUGAACUUUAAGAGGACAAUAACGCUUCACCACCUCGUCCCCUCCAGUCAAAUUUAUUUUCGCUAUUUAUUAAAUGACGUUUGGAACAGAACAGUUAUAUUUUUGUACUGUUGAAGUGCAGAAUUAAUG
This is a messenger RNA of Thalassophryne amazonica, 2314 nucleotides long. It is a transcript of the gene p3h2, whose product is annotated as prolyl 3-hydroxylase 2. Gene Ontology annotation, biological process: collagen metabolic process. NCBI's taxonomy places the organism in Eukaryota, Metazoa, Chordata, Actinopteri, Batrachoidiformes, Batrachoididae. The transcript has 15 exons. The record is from RefSeq and is a predicted model, not a curated record. Bases 160 to 2196 code for a protein of 678 amino acids. Gene Ontology annotation, molecular function: L-ascorbic acid binding; iron ion binding; protein binding. Gene Ontology annotation, cellular component: endoplasmic reticulum.